Messenger RNA from Pogona vitticeps (central bearded dragon), 4061 nucleotides. The record is from RefSeq and is a predicted model, not a curated record. Lineage: Eukaryota; Metazoa; Chordata; Lepidosauria; Squamata; Agamidae.
CGCAGCGUGCGCGCCCCUUCCUCUCCGCCGGUCCCUCUUGCCUGGCAGAGGGCAGCAGGCGCCCUCCUGCGAUCGCCCCCCUGACCUUCCUCGCAGGAUGCCUGCCUCGUCUGAGCGGCCGAGCGCGGCCACCACCUCUGCCUUGCUUCUGCCGCUGCUGGUCUCCUUGGCUUGGGCGCGGAGCAGUUCUCGGGGGCUGGCGGGGUUGCCCCCCAACGCCAACGCCGCCACCACCCCUAUCGCCAUCAUGGGCUUGAUGCCGCUCAGUGACUCUGUGGAGAAGGGCAAGAUCGGCCGGGGCGUCCUGCCGGCCAUGCAGCUGGCGAUGGAGCAGAUCCUCAACGAGUCUUUGCUCAACCCUUACUCCCUGGACCUACGCUACUACGACACCGAGUGUGAUAAUGCAAAGGGACUUAAAGCCUUCUACGAUGCAAUAAAAUAUGGACCUACACAUUUAAUGGUUUUUGGUGGAGUAUGUACAACUGUAACAUCCAUCAUUGCUGAAUCCCUAAUAGGAUGGAAUUUAGUACAGCUCUCAUUUGCUGCAACAACGCCAGAGUUAGCUGAUAAGAAAAAGUAUCCUUAUUUCUUCCGGACAGUGCCAUCCGAUAAUGCUGUGAAUCCUGCAAUUCUGAAAUUGCUCAAACAUUUUAAAUGGAAAAGAGUGGGAACUCUGACCCAAGAUAUACAAAGAUUUUCUGAGGUACGGAAUGAUCUGACCGGUGUCUUGUAUGGUGAAGAUAUUGAAAUCUCAGAUACCGAAAGUUUCUCUAACGAUCCAUGCACAAGUGUGAAAAAGCUCAAGGGAAAUGAUGUUCGAAUUAUACUUGGACAAUUCAAUGAAGAAAUGGCUGCAAAAGUAUUCUGCUGUGCAUUUAAUGCACAGAUGUAUGGCCCGAAGUAUCAGUGGAUAAUUCCUGGUUGGUAUCAGACCUUCUGGUGGGAAAAAGCAAUUCCAAAGCUUAAUUCAUCACAUUGUCUCAGUACAAAUGUUCUCAGUGCUAUGGAAGGUUACAUUGGAGUGGAUUUUGAACCUCUCAGUUCCAAACAGAUAAAGACCAUUUCUGGAAGAACACCACAGCAAUAUGAAGAGGAGUAUGAUCAAAGGCGUGGAAAUGUUGAGCCAAGUAAGUUCCAUGGCUUUGCUUAUGAUGGAAUAUGGGUAAUUGCCAAAACUCUGCAGCAGGCAAUGAAGAUUCUCAAUGCCACCAACAAAAACCAAAAAAUUGAGGACUUUAACUAUACCAACAGAGAACUUGGAAAAAUUUUCCUGGAUGCAAUGAAUCAGACCAGCUUCUUUGGUGUAACGGGCCAAGUUAUGUUCAGAAACGGAGAGAGGAUGGGGACCAUCAAGUUUACACAAUUCCAAGACAAAAAGGAAGUGAAGGUGGGAGAAUUUAAUGCCAUACUUGAUUCGCUGGAAAUUAUCAACAACUCCAUCAAAUUCCAAGGAAUAGAACCGCCAAAAGACAGAACAAUUGUCCAAAGACAGCUGCGCAAGAUUUCUCUUCCUCUCUACAGUAUUCUCUCAGCACUCACUAUCCUGGGAAUGAUCAUGGCCAGCGCUUUUUUAUUCUUUAACAUCAAAAACCGUAAUCAGAAGUUAAUAAAAAUGUCAAGUCCUUACAUGAACAACCUUAUUAUCCUUGGAGGGAUGCUGUCCUAUGCAUCCAUAUUCCUUUUUGGCCUUGAUGGAUCUUUUGUCUCUGAAAAGACAUUUGAAACCCUUUGUACUGUUCGGACGUGGAUUCUUACAGUUGGCUACACAACUGCAUUCGGGGCAAUGUUUGCAAAGACAUGGAGGGUCCAUGCAAUUUUCAAAAAUGUAAAAAUGAAGAAGAAGAUCAUUAAAGACCAAAAACUGAUGGUGAUAGUAGGAGGGAUGCUGCUGAUAGAUCUUUGCAUCUUGAUUUGCUGGCAAGUUGUUGACCCGUUAAAGAGGACAGUGGAAAAAUACAAUAUGGAGCCUGACCCAGCAGGCCGAGACAUUUCUAUUCUUCCCAUCUUGGAGCACUGUGAAAACACUCACAUGACCAUUUGGCUUGGCAUUGUUUAUGCCUACAAAGGACUACUCAUGCUAUUUGGUUGUUUCUUGGCUUGGGAGACUCGAAAUGUGAGCAUUCCAGCUCUGAACGACAGUAAAUACAUUGGCAUGAGUGUUUAUAAUGUUGGCAUCAUGUGCAUUAUUGGAGCUGCUGUUUCCUUCCUCACACGGGACCAACCGAACGUACAAUUUUGCAUUGUGGCAUUAGUCAUUAUAUUUUGUAGCACCAUUACACUUUGCUUAGUCUUUGUACCUAAGUUAAUCACCCUGAGAACAAACCCAGAUGCUGCCACUCGGAACAGAGGCCUCCAGUUUACUCAAAAUCAGAAGAAAGAUGACUCAAAAACAUCAACGUCUGUCACCAGUGUCAACCAAGCCAGCACGUCUAGGUUAGAAGGACUACAAUCAGAAAACCACCAGCUGAGAAUGAAAAUAACAGAGCUGGAUAAAGCUUUGGAAGAAGUCACUAUGCAGCUUCAGGACACACCUGAGAAGACAACAUAUAUUAAACAGAACCACUAUCAGGAGCUCAAUGAUAUUCUCAGUAUACGGAACUUUACAGAAAACAAAGAUGGUGAGAAAGCUGUACUCAAAAACCACCUUGACCAAAAUCCACAAGCACAAUGGAAUACAUCAGAGUCUUCUAGAACAAGCAAAGACUUUAUAGAAGAUAUCAACUCUCCUGAACACAUACAGCGUCGUCUGUCCUUACAACUGCCAAUCCUUCACCAUGCCUAUCUGCCAUCAAUAGGAGGAGUUGAUGCCAGUUGUGCCAGCCCGUGCGUCAGCCCCAGUGCCAGUCCACGACACAGAUGUGUGCCACCAUCUUUUCGCGUGAUGGUCUCUGGCCUGUAGGAGGACAUCAGAGCUUCCUGAACUGCUUUUGGUACUCAAUGGCUGGACAGAACGUCUUGUGUUGAACUCUUGCCUUCUACAUACUCCUUACUCUUCUCACAGAGGAACUAGUGUUAUAAGGCCAUUGUCAAAAGGAAGACCGGCUCCACAGCUGUGGGAAAGCAUGCCAAGUGGAGGCGGUUGCCUGGAGGUUGAUCUGUAGCCUUACUUGUGGACAUUUCUAUUUUUUCACAAAGGAAGACACCAAACCAUGUUUCUCCCCAAGUUUCUGCUGGAGGCAAGGUAGCUGGGAAUAUAAACUUCACAAAGAACAAAGGGAAAAGAGGGGGGAAGACACCCCCCCCACUCAAGCAUCACUAAGCUCUACACAGCUACUGAAAGUGUGGAAUUGCGUGCAAAAAAAAUUUAAAAAUCACAUCAAACAGAAAGCUAUAUCAACGGAAAUGGAUGCACUUUGUGUUGCAGGGAUUGCACUCAGCUGCUGGAGGCGCCAGUGAGUUGGGCUGGGAUUACAUUCUGGGACUAUGUUCAAUGGGGAGGAGACUUUUAGAGAAAUACCUCCACCAGUGUGAUUAAGAUGACCUCAGCUCUGCUCCACUGCUCUCAAGACACAUUUUGGGGGAAAGGAUGCUUCAAGCAGGAAGCAGAGCCAGGAUUAAAAUCUCAGAAUGGCUACCAGGUAGAGAGUCAAAAAAGAAACAAGUCUUUACAGCCAGCACUUUCCUUCUACUAAGAUACAGGGCUUGGCUGAGUCCCAGGGGUGGCUGUCUGAAAGCAGGCAGAAAACCAGGGCUGACAGUGCUUAAGGCUGAGGGUUGGUACUGACAUCUUAAUCUUACAAGGUGGAUUGUGUUUGGAUUUCCCCCCCCCCAUCCCGUGUUUGCUUGAUUUGAGCCACAACAUAUUUACAGUACAGUUAUAAUUUAGUGGAGGGGGAGUGAGUGAGGUGCGUAAGUACCACACUAUUGCUGCUGCAGAGGCACUGAUAGUAUAUACACAACUUUUGCUUCGUAUCUUUGCGUGUGUGACAGCGACAGCUGAGAAUCAAGACAGUCUGAACUAAGUUUGCCAAUAUGGGGGAAACACCCUUUGCUGUUCGAAUUCAAAAUCAAAAGGUGAAAAAUAGUUUCAUUCUGAAAACAAAAAAGGAUAGACAUAAGCU